AUGCGACUUUUGAUUUGUUUUUUGGCCUUUUUUAUUUUUCAAAAAUCGAUAAAUUGCUGGCGUUUCGGUGGCGGAAAACAAGCUGGACUUCCUGUGGUUUUAGGUGAGUUUUUUUUUGAAAUUUCUUAGCUGAUUUAGAUAGUUAGGAAAACUUGUGGGAAUGGGGCGUUGCAUAUCUUAAACGGUUUUAAAAAACUCUCAAAAAUUUAAAUUAAAAUUUUGAAACAGUAGAUUUUUUAGAAAUAAAAAUCAAUUUUUUUCAAAUUGACCAAAUUCAACUUCGCUGAUGUGCUUGAAAAUUUCAUAAAUUAUAUUUUCAUUUAUUUUUCUAGGAUAUAGACAUAUUAAGUCGGCAAAUCAGCUUUCGAAAAUGCUCAAAAAUUUAUAUGAAAAUUUUGAAACAGUAAAUUUUUUCAAGUGAAAAAUAUUUUUUUUUUGAGAGUUCAGAACAAAUUUCAGAACAAAAAUAAGAUAAAUAAGAUAAACUAAAAAUAGCUGAAAAUCAAGUUUGUGGAGUUGGUGAAAGUCAAAUCGAUUUUUCAAAAAUGAAUAUUGUAUAUAGAUCAACGGAUGUUGAAAUUUUGAAACAGUAGAUUUUUUCAUGUGAGAAAAUUAAUUUUCAGAUCGAAAAAUGAAGUUUAAAAAAAAUGUCUUCAACUAAAAAAAUGAUCUGUUUCAAAAAGUGGAAGUCAACUCGAAAUUUUAAAAUUAAAUUUUGUAUAUAGAAAAACCAGAAGAGCGAUCAGUUUCCAGAAAUUCUAGAAUCAGUUUCCAGAAAUUCUAGAAAUUCUAAAUGAUAUAAAUAUUUUGAAACAGCAGAUUUUUUCAGACAAAAAAAUACAUUUUCAGGUCAAAAAAAAAGUUGGAAAAAAUAGUUUCAAAAGAAAAAUCUACUGUUUCAAAAUGUUUCAAUCAGUUUUCGAACAGCUUUUCAAUCCGCUAUCUUUUUGAAAUUAUGUACUUUCAAAAAAAACCAAAUUUAAGAGUUAUUUUCAAAAUCUGUUUUUGCAGUUCCUGGAGAUGGUGGAAGUCAACUGGAAUCAAAUCUAACCGGCAAACCUUCAGUAGUUCAUUAUGUUUGUGCCAAACAAACUGCCGAUUACUUCGACCUAUGGUUAAAUCUUCAACUUUUCACACCUCUAGUCAUUGAUUGUUGGGCUGAUAAUAUGCAAUUAGUUUAUAAUACAACAACUGGAUUAUCUGAUAAUAUGCCAGGAGUCAAAACUCGAGUUGUUGGAUUUGGAACAACUGAAUCGGUCGAAUGGUUGGAUAAAAGCAAAGCUUCUCAAGGCAGAUAUUUCUUUGAUAUUGUUGAUGCAAUGGUUUCGUGGGGAUAUAAAAGGGGAAAGAAUAUUGUUGGAGCACCUUUUGAUUGGAGAAAAUCACCGAGUUAGUUUUGGGAGGGGAGUGAGGUAGACAUUUUAAAUAAAUCUAACAAAGUAACCUUCAUAAGCACUUUUUUUCAUUUCUCAUGCGAAGAAAAUUUUUUCACUGUUUCAAAACAUUCAAAACUUGAAAAAUUGCUUUAAAUUUCGUUGCCCACAUUAAUUCAAUUGGAAGAAAUAUAAUUAUAAACUUGAUUUUCAGCUAUUUUCAGAUUUUCAUCAUUUCUAACUUCUAGAAUUCUUUAGUAUGUAAUUAUUGUUCUGAAUCACCUCAUAAUUCUCAGAAGACAAUUUUUCACUGUUUCAAAACAUUCAUAACUUGAAAUAUUGUUUUAACUUUCGUUGCCCAAAGUAAUUCUAUAGGAAGAAAAAAACUUGAUUUUCAGCAAUUUUCAGAUUUUCAUAAUUUCUAACUUCUAGAAUUCUACAGUAUGUAAUCAUUGUUCUGAAUCAUCUCAUAGUUCUCACAAGGAAUGGUUUUCAAUGUUCCCCCAAGGAAAAAACCGAGAGUAUGUGGAAUGUUGAGGGUUCCCGUGGGUAAGAAAAACCCUAACGGGAAUAAGGAGAAAAAUGCCUUAUUCUCGAGAAAAAAUGAAUUUUAGGUCGAUUUUUACACCAUUUUUUGAUUUUUAGAGCAUCUGUAACUCGAUUUUGAAUCUAUUUCAUGAACUUUUGAGUCGUGGAAGUUGUUCAGAAUGGUCGAUUACGUGUUUGUGAAACUUUUUAUCAAAAAAUUAGACAUUUUUUGAAAUUUGGUUUUUUUAGUCGGGGUUUUUCUGAUCAAAUGGUCACCAAAAAACACAAAAAAUAAUUUUUUCCAUUUUCAAAUGAACGGAACUUGAAAAAUUUAUGACGGUCAACAGACGUAAUUUGGUCCGUAGAAUCCAAAAAUCAUAGUCUCGAUUCACACAAACUUCUCCUUCACAACGAAAACGUUGAUUUUCUAUGAAUUUUUCAAACUGGAUUUUUGAUUUAGUGGACUUUUGGGACCAAAAUUAUUUUAUUCCUAAUUUUAGUCGAAGUAAUACUAAAGUACGCCGUUUGCGCUACAAAUGGAUUUUUAGACUGACAUUUUUCAUCAAUUUUGAAAAAAGUUUCGAUUUUUCUAAAAAAUUUCAUCGCAAAAAUCAAUAACACCAAAAUUUUCUAAAACAAGGCAUUUUUCUCCUUAUUCCAGUUAGGGUUUUUCUUACCCUUGGGAACCCUCAACAUUCCACAUACUCUCGAUUUUUUCCUUGGGGGAACAUUGAAAACCUUUCCUUGUCAGAAAAAAUUGAUUUUGAAAUAGUGGAAAAAUCUACUGUUUUAAAAUUUUCAUAUCAAUUUUUGAGCAUUUUUUGUAAACUGAUGAUCAACAUUUGGCGCGACGUGAAAAUCUUAUACUGAAAAAAUCCACUGUUUUGAAAAUUUUUGAAUACCGACUUUUCAAAAAAAUGCACACUGGGCUCUUAAUUUUUCUCUCUUUUUCAGAUGAGCUCAACGAUUAUUUAAUCCAACUCAAAUCGCUAAUCGAAAACACGUAUCGUUGGAAUGACAACCAAAAAGUGGUAAUUCUCGGACAUAGUAUGGGAAAUCCUUUGUCCCUUUAUUUCCUUCAAAAUUAUGUGGAUCAAGCAUGGAAAGAUAAAUAUAUUGCGAGUUUUGUUAGUUUGGCUGCUCCGUGGGCUGGUUCAAUGCAAAUUGUGAGAUUAUUUGCAUCCGGUUAUAAUAUGAAUUAUUAUCGAGUUGUUUUGCCGCCAAGUAAAUUGAGAGGAAUGCAAAGGUGAGAGAAUUUUGGGUCGUGCAAAAUUUCGGAUUAUUGUAGCAUUAAUUUUGGCUACAAAUUCUUUUUUUUUUGAAAUUUAUAGCCAAAAUUAACCUACAGUAAUAUAAUUUGUAGAUUUUUUUUGAUUUUCAAAUCAAAUCUCAUUUCCACGUAGAUUUUUGGAGCCAAAACCGUUCAAAAUUCAGAAUUUCAGCAAUUUUUUCAAAUUUUUCACACCCCCCCCCCAAACCCAAUUUAAAAAAUCCCACCUUUCAGAUCGUUCACCUCCUCCGCCUUCCUCUUCCCAAGUCCAGUCUCCUGGCUUCCAUUCGAAGUUCUCGCCGAAACCGCCGACAAGAACUACACCGUCUCAAACAUCCAGGAAUUCUUCACCGACAUCAAUUACGAGACCGGUUGGGAGCAAUAUAAACAAUCGGCAAGAUUGAAUGGAAAUGUGACAUCUCCAGGUGUUCCAGUUCAUUGUAUUUAUGGCACAGGGGUUCCGACACCAGAGAGAUUUAAAUGGGACAAAGGAUAUUUCCCGGAUUAUCCACCUACUGAAUAUUAUGGAGAUGGUGAUGGAACUGUGAAUUUGCGAUCAGCUAGAUUCUGUCAAACUUGGAAGGAUAAAAAUAAUGGGAAAGAUGUUACAACUCACGAAGUUUUCCAAGCUGAUCAUAUGGCUAUUUUGAAACAUCCAAAUACAAUUGAACUUGUUAGAAAAGCUAUCUAUCAACAAUUAUAA
Molecule: messenger RNA, 3874 nt
Organism: Caenorhabditis angaria
Lineage: Eukaryota; Metazoa; Nematoda; Chromadorea; Rhabditida; Rhabditidae
Source: the annotation of a GenBank genome assembly